Lycium barbarum (goji berry) is the source of this 1003-nucleotide messenger RNA. Its product is annotated as LOB domain-containing protein 4-like. The transcript has 2 exons. The record is from RefSeq and is a predicted model, not a curated record. Bases 269 to 784 code for a protein of 171 amino acids. Lineage: Eukaryota; Viridiplantae; Streptophyta; Magnoliopsida; Solanales; Solanaceae.
CCUUAGUCCUUCAACCAAUUUUCCCUUUUUAACCUUUACUCUUCUUUAUUGUAGUAAUUGCUUCCAUUUCUCAAUACACUUUUCAGAUACAAAACCUGCAAAAACUGUCCACUAGCAUGCAGUGGCAGUUAGUAUAAAACUUUUUAAGGUAGUUAAACUUUUGUGUACAUGAAGCUAGAAAGGACGUAUAUCAAUUAUUACAUUGACUGAUAUAUAACUAGUCAAUUAUCUCAAGUAGUUGGAGUAGUUAAAGAGCAUUUUUUGUAGAAUGAAGGAGAGUGGUAGGAAACAAGGUGCAGCUUCUCCAUGUGCAGCUUGUAAGUUGCUAAGGAGGAGAUGUGCACAAGAUUGUGUUUUUGCUCCUUAUUUUCCAGCUGAUGAGCCACACAAGUUUGCCAGUGUUCAUAAGGUCUUUGGUGCUAGCAACGUCAAUAAGAUGCUUCAGGAGUUACCAGAGCAUCAACGGGGGGAUGCGGUGAGUUCAAUGGUGUAUGAGGCUAAUGCAAGAGUGAGGGAUCCAGUUUAUGGUUGUGUUGGAGCUAUAUCAUCUUUGCAACAACAAAUUGACCAUCUCCAAACACAAUUGGCAAUUGCACAAGCUGAGGUUGUACACACGAAGAUGCGCCAAUUCUCGUCGAUGUCUAGUGGUGGCACAGCCGGGAACUCCCCGGAGAAUGUGUCACCAUCGUCCCGACACACUCAAAAUCAGCCAACCAUGUCCCUUUUUACCAUGGACAUGGUGGUAGAUCAAGCUAAUAUGGGGGAGUCCUUAUGGUCAUGCUAGUAACUAUAUUUUUAAUUAGCUAUAGUUGCUUGACUAGCAUGCUUGCCUAGCUAGUCUUUUCUAAUAUUUGCUAUCAAGGUCUUACUUUAUUGUCUGCAUCUUUUCCUAAUUACUAUACAUCUUUAUAGCACAUCUCUACCUGACCCCUCAAGAGAUGAUGAUGACCAUCAUUAACCAUAUUGUAAAUGUCUAAACAUAUAAUUAUGAGCUAUUAUGAUA